Messenger RNA from Penicillium taxi, 1461 nucleotides. RefSeq names its product LLM class flavin-dependent oxidoreductase. The record is from RefSeq and is a predicted model, not a curated record. Lineage: Eukaryota; Fungi; Ascomycota; Eurotiomycetes; Eurotiales; Aspergillaceae. Gene Ontology annotation, molecular function: oxidoreductase activity, acting on paired donors, with incorporation or reduction of molecular oxygen; monooxygenase activity. The coding region runs from base 1 to 1461 and encodes 486 amino acids. The transcript has a single exon.
AUGACUGAACCACUUGAAGAUACACAACCAUCUACCCCAAAGAAGCAAAUCAUUCUGAAUGCAUUUGUCAUGAACACACCUGGCCACCUGGCCCCAGGACUAUGGAAGCACCCUCGAAACAAGACAGACCAAUACAAAAACCUGUCAUUCUGGACCGAUCUGGCUCAAUUGCUAGACAAGGCCGGUUUCCACGCCAUUUUUAUUGCCGACACCCUAGGCCCUUACGAUGUGUACAAGGGCCCUGCCAAUGUUGUACCGGCUCUUUCAUCAGGAGCCCAAUUCCCAGUCAAUGAUCCGCUGUACUUAGUUCCCGCCAUGGCAGCAGUGACAAAAAACCUGAUAUUCGGAGUGACAGCCAGUACAACGUACGAAAAACCCUACGCGUUAGCGCGUAGACUCUCAACCGUCGACCAUCUCAGCCAGGGCCGCGUGGCGUGGAAUAUAGUCACUUCUUAUCUUGACAGUGCAGCUCGGAAUCACGGCUUGAAAGAACAGAUCCCGCAUGACGAGCGGUAUGCGAUCGCCCAUGAGUAUAUGGAAGUUCUGUAUAAACUUUGGGAAGGCAGUUUCCGUGAUGAUGCGGUACUCGCCGAUCGGGAGAGUGGAGUAUACAUCGCUAGCGAUGCAGUGCGAGAAAUAAACCACAAAGGCAAAUAUUUCGACGUUCCCGGUCCUCACUUCUGUGAGCCCUCGCCUCAGCGAACACCCUUUUUGUUCCAGGCUGGUGUUUCAGAGGCCGGAAAUGGGUUUGGAGGCAAACAUGGCGAGGCCAUUUUUAUUGGCGGCCAGACUCCUGAGGGUGCUCGUCCGAUUGUGGACAAUAUUCGCAAGAUUGCUGCUAGUGAGGGUCGUGAUCCUAACCAUAUCAAAGUGAUUGUGGGGAUCAGCGUGAUUGUCGCAGCGACAGACGAGGAGGCUAAAGAGAAGAGAGAAGAGUAUCUUCAGUACGCGGAUACUGAAGGAGCAUUGGCUUUAUUCGGUGGAUGGACCGGAGUCGAUCUAGCAAGCUUUUCAGACGACGAAGACUUCCGAUUUAGUCAAUCGCCGCGAGUACAGUCCAUUGUGCGAAGAUGGUCCGCUACUGUACCGGGCACUGAAAACCUUCCCUGGACGAAGAGCAGAAUCGUGGAAUACAUCACUCUAGGAGGUCUGCAAGCUAAAAUAGUUGGCAGUCCUACGACUGCUGCAGACCAACUGGAAAACUGGGUUAAUGUCAGUGGUGUGGAUGGAUUCAAUCUCGCCCAUAUCACGAACCCAGGCAGCUUCGAGGAUAUCAUCGAGUUCCUCUUACCUGAACUAAGACGCAGGAAGCUCUUCCGUUCCGAGGUUGGCGAUGGUGUCACAGCAAGAGAGGUUUUCCUAGGAACACCGCGUCUACCUGAAGAUCAUCCAGGGAGUCAAUACAAAUGGCGGAAAGGCGAAAAGAUUCCCCAAUAUCAGCAGGGUGUCGAAGUAUCAUGA